Molecule: messenger RNA, 2783 nt
Organism: Agrilus planipennis (emerald ash borer)
Lineage: Eukaryota; Metazoa; Arthropoda; Insecta; Coleoptera; Buprestidae
Gene: alpha-Man-Ia
Product: mannosyl-oligosaccharide 1,2-alpha-mannosidase IA
Exons: 8
Coding region: 116-2089 (657 amino acids)
Biological process (GO): carbohydrate metabolic process; N-glycan processing
Cellular component (GO): endoplasmic reticulum; Golgi membrane
Molecular function (GO): calcium ion binding; mannosyl-oligosaccharide 1,2-alpha-mannosidase activity
Source: RefSeq, a predicted model, not a curated record
AGAGUACGAGCAGUUCCAUCAGUAAUGGCGUGGUGCUCGUAGCGCUUCGGUGUUCAGUUUAUGUGUUACGUGCAUUAGUAAAUUCACUAAAUGAAUAGUAACAUUUAGUGUAAUAAUGAGUGCAAGUGGCGGUAUAUUGCCUACAUACAGUAGGUACGUGAACGGAGCCCCGAUAUCCUUCACAAGGCGAUCCUUCAGGGCUCGCGAACGAACGGUCUUGUUUUUAGUACUAUUAACAUUCGGACUGGUCUGUUUUGGGACAUUCUUCUUCCUUCCAGAAUACCGUGCCACCCAAGGUAGGGACAGUGUUUACAAAGUAUACGAUCAAAUAAAGAGAGCAGGUCCGGACUUGUUAAUUCCACCUCCUCCGCACCUGGACGACGAAAAGGGUGCCCUAAGGGUCCUGAGGCAUAACGAUGCCAGCCAGGAGGAUCCUCACGUGCUCGACGACAGAGCCAAGCUCAAGGCAAAGAUUGAACAGGACGAACAGUUCAAAGUCCUGGAAAAACCAGACACCAGCGCAAAUGAUAGGAAAUCAUCGUCGUCCACGUCUCGAUCAAACGGUGUCCAUCAGCAGCAGAUCGGACAACCAGACGGAAGUGCCGUGAAUGCCGUUUCAGAACAAAAAAUUGUGACAGUGCCAGCUGCUCUUAGGGACCAUUAUCCAGUCAUAACAGGUGGAGAACCAGCAGAUCAAGAAACAAGGGAAAGGAGGGACACGAUUAAACAGAUGAUGAAACAUGCCUGGGAAGGAUAUGAGAAGUACGCCUGGGGAAAGAACGAAUUACGGCCAAUUAGCCGACAACCACACAGUGGAAGUGUGUUCAAUACAUUGCCGAUAGGUGCUACCAUCCUUGACGGCCUCGACACCCUUUAUAUUAUGGGAUUACAUGAUGAAUUCGACAAAGCCCGAGACUGGGUUAUUAAUGAUCUUCACUUAGAUGACAUGUACUCAGACGCAUCAGUAUUCGAAGUGAACAUUAGGUUCGUGGGUGGUUUGUUAGCGUGUUUCGCCUUAACCGGCGAUGUACUGUUCAGAAACAAAGCUCAAGAAAUUGCAGACAAACUACUACCGGCGUUCAACACACCGACCGGUAUUCCUAACGCUUUGGUCAAUUUUAAAACUGGGGCAAGUAAAAACUACGCGUGGGCCAAUGGUGGUAGUAUCCUGUCCGAAUUUGGAACACUGCACCUCGAAUUCGCGUAUCUGAGCGACGUGACCGGAAAUCCGAUCUACAGGAAUAAAGUCGACCACAUUCGCCAAUUUCUUCGAACCUUGGACAAACCUAAAGGACUUUAUCCCAACUAUUUGAAUCCGAAAACAGGAAAAUGGGGUCAACAUCAUAUAUCGAUGGGUGCGUUGGGAGACAGUUUUUACGAGUACCUAUUGAAAGCGUGGAUACAAUCGAACAAAGAGGACGACGAAGCCAGACAACUUUUCGAUGAUUCGAUGCAAGCAGUUAUGCAGAACAUGUUACAAAAGUCGGCAGGUGGUCUCACUUACUUUGCCGAACUCAAGUUCGAUCGUUUGGAACACAAAAUGGACCACUUGGCAUGUUUCUCAGGUGGACUUUUUGCCCUUGCUGCAAAGACUUUAAAGAACGACUUAUCUGAAAAGUACAUGGAUGUUGCGGAAAAAAUUACGAACACCUGUCACGAAUCUUACGAUAGAACUGCCGUGAAACUGGGACCAGAGGCGUUCAGAUUUUCAGAUUCUCUAGAAGCUCGCGCUUUAAAAAUGAACGAAAAACAAUAUUUGUUGAGACCAGAAGUUAUAGAAUCGUAUUUCAUAAUGUAUCGUUUGACCAAAGACCAGAAGUACAGGGAAUGGGGUUGGGAGGCAGCCAAGGCACUGGAUAAGUAUUGUCGGGUUCCCGGAGGAUAUUCGGGACUUAAAAACGUGUACAACGAAGAAACUGGACUUGACGAUGUUCAGCAAAGUUUCUUCUUAGCUGAAACGUUGAAGUAUUUGUACCUACUGUUCUCGGACGACAACCUGAUAUCGUUGGACGAUUGGGUUUUGAACACCGAGGCGCACCCUCUACCCAUAAAAACGGUCAACCCUUACUACAGGGAGACUCCGAUGUGAGCGCACGUGUCGUACCGACGCCAGUGCAACAAUGAUAGUGAUGUUGACGUAAAUAAUGUUAAUAAUAAUAACAAUAAUCGAAGGACAAAUUAAUAGGAAAAUUAUUUAUUCGACUAAUAUAUUAAUUAAAAUAUGCUGUAAUUAAUUCUAUAAAAAAGUAAUUUACCAAAUGCACGUAAACGUGGCCAGGGGGCGGGCCGGCCGGGAGGUAAUACGGAACAUUUAUUUCGAAGGACGAUAUAUGUACAUACAAACAUGUAUGGGGGGUAGGUACGUAUGUAUGUAUGUAUGUAUGUAUGCGUGAAUGUGAGUGUCUUACAUAGACUUUGUGACGUAACACUUUUACUUAGAUAUAAAUAAUAGUAAUUUCAUCCGAUAUCUGUGAUCAGUGCAGAACGUUGUAGAUAUAUACAUAUACUUUACAUAUAUAUAUUCAUAUAUGAAGAAUGUUACACUAAUUAAUUAAUUAAUUAUUAUUGAUUAUUACUAUUCUUUUUUUUUCCCUUGUAAAUCUAUAUCUAGCAGAGUGUUUGAUGGACUUAUCGACUUAAUUAUUAAAUAGAUCAAUAAUUAUUAGUUUAAAAUGUAGAUGGCACGGUACAAGACUUUUGCCUAUCUAUUACCUGUGAAUUUAGCUCAUCAACUUUUUAUUUUAAUUACUAAAAUUUAAAAUACAAAUAAAAUUGCUAAAUUA